CUUCAAAAAUAGCGGCAAUUUCCGAAAAUUGUUAUUAAAAUCAUUAAAAAAAUCCACAAUAUUCAGCAUGUCCACGGCUCAGGCAACCAAGAACUGCAUCACCCUAAAGGGCUCCGCUCAGAUAAUUGUGGAAUAUCUGAAGUAUGGCAUCAACUCUAUACUUUUUCAACGAGGAAUUUACCCCGCCGAAGACUUUGACAACACCCAACAAUAUGGACUUACCAUUCUGAUGUCCAAGGAUCCCAAGAUCCAGACUUUUUUGCAGAACGUACUCAGCCAAACGGAAGAAUGGCUAUCCAAGAACAUGAUCAACAAGAUUUCCAUGGUCAUCACCAAUGCUCACACCAAGGAGGUCCUCGAGUGCUGGGACUUUAAGAUGCAGGCUGAAAUGGGAGACGGUGACACUAGCGAUCCCGCCAAGCUUACGACCACCAAGGAGCUAAGUCGCAUUCAGAACGAGAUUCGCGACGUCAUGCGGCAAAUAUCUGCCACCGUCAGUUAUCUUCCACUGCUCGACUGCAUCUGCACUUUUGACGUGAUGAUCCACACCUUGCAAAACACAGAACUACCUGCCAAGUGGGACGAAACCGGAGCCAUUAUCAUCCAGAACUCCCAGGCCGUCCAGCUGCGCUCCUUCUCCACAGGACUCCACAAGGUGGACACCGUGGUCAACUACAAGAUGACCUCCUAGCUGCCAAUCACGCCCUAUUCAAUCUUUUAAAUAUUUAUUUCAUUUCUAUAUUUACAAUAGUGCGUAACGAACGUAACGAAUUUGAGAGUUGCAUUAAAAGCCAGUUGUGAAAAGCUUA
Messenger RNA from Drosophila subpulchrella, 809 nucleotides. It is a transcript of the gene mad2, whose product is annotated as mitotic spindle assembly checkpoint protein MAD2A. The record is from RefSeq and is a predicted model, not a curated record. NCBI's taxonomy places the organism in Eukaryota, Metazoa, Arthropoda, Insecta, Diptera, Drosophilidae. The transcript has 3 exons. Gene Ontology annotation, biological process: mitotic spindle assembly checkpoint signaling. Gene Ontology annotation, cellular component: kinetochore; nucleoplasm; cytoplasm. Bases 68 to 691 code for a protein of 207 amino acids.